Penicillium soppii is the source of this 462-nucleotide messenger RNA. Its product is annotated as proteasome assembly chaperone 4 family protein. The record is from RefSeq and is a predicted model, not a curated record. The transcript is spliced from 2 exons. Bases 1 to 462 code for a protein of 153 amino acids. Gene Ontology annotation, biological process: proteasome assembly. Lineage: Eukaryota; Fungi; Ascomycota; Eurotiomycetes; Eurotiales; Aspergillaceae.
AUGGCGACCGAGGCCGCAAUUCUUCAACCGGAGGUGACGGCUCCGAGUGUCAAACCCCAAGAGAUUUCAUUCACGUUGCCCAAAGCUUUGCAUACAACAGCCCAUGUCCACCUAAACUUCCUGGGUCAUUGUGCUAUGGUAUUUCUGGCUACUUCAAGUCCUGUCGACUCUGGCGGUUCAAUUAAGCCGAUGGGGAGUUUCGUCUAUGCGAUGCCCGAUCGCACAUCAUCCAAAUCAACAAUAGCAACAACACUUUACACAUCAGCGCCUAGCAUCGAGUACACAUCCCGCAUAGCCAAAAUUCUGGCCAGGCGGUUCUCCAUCCCUGUCUAUGUUGGGUGCAGUAUCGACCCACAUGGUCUGGGCCUGGAGGUGGCAGAGGAAAUGGAGGGGCUGACCAAAAUCAUCAACGUCAUCAUGGAGAAAUGGGAAGAGCACAAGAAGGAGAAGCCUACUGAAUAG